This is a messenger RNA of Exserohilum turcica Et28A, 3608 nucleotides long. RefSeq lists its product as uncharacterized. Gene Ontology annotation, molecular function: AMP deaminase activity. The transcript is spliced from 4 exons. Gene Ontology annotation, cellular component: cytosol. The coding region runs from base 22 to 3237 and encodes 1071 amino acids. The record is from RefSeq and is a predicted model, not a curated record. NCBI's taxonomy places the organism in Eukaryota, Fungi, Ascomycota, Dothideomycetes, Pleosporales, Pleosporaceae. Gene Ontology annotation, biological process: IMP salvage; AMP metabolic process.
CGACCACCUCCCCGCAACACCAUGUUGAAAGGCGCUUUCUCUGCCGACGCCGAUGCCUCGCCCGACUUUGGCCCUGCCCACGACGACCACAUGCUUUCGUCGGAAGAGGACGAGCUCGACCUAGAUGACGACGACAGCGGGCGCACAAACGUCGAGAGCGAUGCCACUUCGGCGGCCCAGAAGGCUGCUGGCUCCGCUGUCGACGAGGAUGGCAGUGGCAUGCUCCCCCGCGACAAGCAGCGGCGCACCGCCUUCUACGACUACACUGCCGAGAAGCAGAUGAGCCACACCGAGGCCAAGCAGUUCUAUCAGAGGCAUCAGCUCGAGACGCAGUACGGAGGCUCCCAGGGCGACAUGCACAGCCCUGCCAUGCGCGCAAAGACAUUUCCUGCAAACUACGGUGCCGCCGAUGGCGUCGACUUCCUGAGCAGGGCUGAGAGUACGCGCUCGCGAAAAAGCAAUGUCAGUCAUGCAAAUCAAGGGCUCCAGCGGCCCUACCUGCCCAUCGGGUCGUCGCACGCAGAGCAGUCACAAGAGCCUCGUCGACACCUGACUCAACAAACCUCCCACCCCACGGGUCUGUACGACGACAUCGACGCUCUCCUCCAUGCUGAUCAGCAGGCCCGAGCCCAUGGCCAACACCCCAACCUUCCUCACGAACACAAACCUCUCCUGGCUGAACAAGGCAUUCACGGAGCAGGCGCAGGCAUAGGUGUUGGCACAGGCGCAGGAGGGUUUGCCAUGUCGGAUUCGAGCAUCACCGCCGAGCUCAGCGCCAUCUACGCAAACAUCCAAAAGGUUCUCGAUUUGCGCCACAAGUACAUUCGCUUGUCCUUGCAACGCGCCUUUGAUAAUCCCAAAGACGAUUCAGCUUGGCGCAUAUACCCCUCGCCUCCAGAGCCUGUGUGGAAUGACACUUCCAAAGAGCGUCGCAAUGCGGGCGCGACUAGCAUGCAAAACAGUGGUGUUCUGGAGCCAAAUGAGCAGCCCAAACCGCCUCGCAAAAUGGGCACAAACAUUGGCGAAGAUUUCCACUUGGAAGACUGCCUCCCGGUGCCUGGUCCUAGCGAAAUGUUGUUCCGACUGGACGAUAGCGGUGUAUUCCAAGUAUAUGAGACGGCCGAGUCUGCAGAGCUAGACACCCCCAUUGUGGCAAUCCCCACACUGCGCGAGUUUUACAUCGACCUUGACUCGAUACUCGACAUAUCAUCUGAUGGGCCCAGCAAAAGCUUCGCGUUUCGCCGCUUGCAGUACCUGGAAGGAAAGUUCAACCUCUACUAUUUGCUAAACGAGUAUCAAGAGACAGCCGAUACCAAAAAGGUGCCCCACAGGGACUUUUACAAUGUGCGAAAGGUCGACACGCACGUGCACCACUCGGCAUGCAUGAACCAGAAGCAUCUGCUACGCUUCAUCAAGUCCAAGAUGAAGAAGUCUCCUGACGAAGUCGUCCUUUACCGUGAUGGCAAACACCUCACGCUGAGGGAAGUGUUUGAAUCCAUCAACUUGACGGCAUACGAUCUGAGUAUUGAUACACUGGAUAUGCAUGCCCACACGGAUUCCUUCCAUCGCUUCGACAAAUUCAACUUGAAGUACAACCCCAUUGGAGAAUCUCGCCUGCGAACCAUCUUUUUGAAAACAGACAAUUUUGUCAAGGGCCGCUAUCUAGCUGAAAUCACCAAGGAAGUCAUCUCCGAUCUCGAGGCAAGCAAGUAUCAAUUCGUAGAAUGGCGCAUCUCCAUUUACGGUCGAGACAUUGAUGAGUGGGACAAGCUCGCAGCUUGGGUUGUUGACAACAAACUCUUUUCCCCCAACGUGCGAUGGCUCAUUCAAGUACCACGCUUGUUCGAUGUGUACAAGGCAACUGGUUUGAUGGACAAUUUCCAGCAAGUCAUUGUAAACGUCUUCCAGCCUUUGUUCGAGGUGACCAAAGACCCUACAAGCCACCCCAAGCUCCACAUCUUCUUGCAGAGGGUCAUUGGCUUCGAUAGCGUCGAUGACGAAAGCAAGAUUGAGCGGCGCGUGCACAGGAAGUUUCCACUUCCAAGCCAGUGGUCCACAAAGCAGAACCCGCCGUAUAGCUACUAUGUGUACUACUUGUUUGCGAACAUGUCAUCGCUUAACGUCUGGAGAAAGCAGCGCGGAUUCAACACGUUUCUCCUGCGCCCGCACUGUGGUGAGGCUGGUGAUCCCGAUCAUUUGGCUUCAGCUGUGCUUUGCUGCCACAGCAUCAGCCACGGUCUUUCGCUUCGAAAGGUGCCUUUUCUUCAAUACAUCUUCUACCUUGAGCAGAUUGGUGUGGCAAUGUCGCCUCUGAGCAACAACGCACUCUUCCUGGCGUAUGAGCGGAACCCGUUCAUGAGCUACUUCAGGCGAGGUCUGAAUGUCUCGCUCUCAACAGACGAUCCCCUGCAGUUCGCCUUCACCAAGGAGCCUCUAAUCGAAGAGUAUUCCGUGGCUGCGCAGAUCUACAAGUUGAGUGCUGUGGAUAUGUGUGAAUUGGCCAAGCAUUCAGUCGAGCAGAGUGGCUUCGAGCAUGUAGUCAAGCAGAAGUGGCUGGGUGCUAACUACCAUCUCCCCGGUGUUGCGGGUAACGACAUGGCCCGAUCCAACGUGCCCAGUAUUCGCGAGGCAUUCCGACACGAGACGCUUAUGGGCGAGCUAGCCAUGAUCGAUCGUUACACGCGCGCAGCCCAGUCUGAGAGGCAGGAUCUCACCAGCUCCAACCUGCAGUCGGAAGUACCCCAGACACCCAAGACGUUCCAAGGCGUCACGCCUGCGUCUCCGACAAACAACGCCUCGCCCGCUGGUAGCAAGCAGGUCUUCUCGAAGCUGCCGCCAGCGCAAAUCGCGCGCCUCAAGCCCUCGGGCUCCACGGCCGAUAGCACAAACGUCACGCAGCCCGCGUCGCCAACUAGCGCCCACGACGGCAGCAAUAUCGAGCUGCCCCUCCGCCCCUCCAAUCCCAACACUACAUCUGUGGCGCAGCCUUCCGACGGCCAGGCUCAGCACGCCGCCGAAGAGCCGGAAAUGGGCCUUACGCGCUCGACGAGUAGUGUUACGCUCGACGGCGAGCCCAGGCUGUUCCCCGGCGCCAUGAGCAGUCUCAGCAGGAGACGCAGCACUAGGACUAGCCAGGCCGAGGACGGCGGCGACACGACGAGUUCGCGCUUGAGGUUCCAGAAGGGCGAUACAGAGGGCGUCAUGGAAGAGAGGGAUACGGAUGAUGAAGAGAAUUGAAAUUUCCAGGGAAAAAAAACUCAGGGGUUGGUGAUGAUGAUGAUGAUGAUGAUGAUGAUGAUGAAAUUAUGAAGUUUUGAGGGGGUUGUUGCUAGACGAGUGUGCAUGGGUGAAUAUGUGUGUGUAUGCGUGUGUAAUGGGGGUGGGGGUAUAUUUUUUGUUCAUGCUGGAAGAUGAAUAACAGGACCUCCUUCUAUCUCUCUCUCUUUGUGUGUAUGUAUGUGUCUCUCUCUCUUUUCAAAGAUUUCGGGUAAAAUCCAAAGAGCCAUUUAUCCGUGUAUUUACAUGGAAAAUCCUCGUUUGUCUACUGCAUACAUGGGGAAACAAUGCCAGAUCAUGUCGCAGUUCCCCUGUGGAGGGUUUCCAUCCAG